CCAACACUCGGCUGAGGAGAAGAGAAACCUGAAGAAGUUGAGGAGCUCGGAUUGUCUGUAUCAACCAGAAAGACAACUGUCUCCACCAGAGGAAGCAACCUCUCACCAUGCAGCACUACGGGGUGAACGGCUACUCUCUGCACGCCAUGAACUCCCUCAGCGCCAUGUACAACCUGCACCAGCAGGCCGCGCAACAGGCGCAGCACGCGCCCGACUACCGUCCGUCCGUGCACGCGCUCACACUGGCCGAGAGACUAGCUGACAUCAUCCUGGAGGCUCGCUACGGCUCUCAGCACCGCAAACAGCGUCGGAGCCGCACGGCCUUCACCGCACAGCAACUGGAAGCGCUGGAGAAGACUUUCCAGAAGACACACUAUCCGGAUGUGGUGAUGAGGGAGCGGCUGGCCAUGUGCACCAACCUGCCCGAGGCUCGUGUGCAGGUUUGGUUCAAAAACCGCAGAGCCAAGUUCCGUAAGAAGCAGCGCAGCCUCCAGAAAGAGCAGCUUCAGAAGCAGAAGGAGGCUUCAGGGGAAGGAGGAAGCGAGAAGGAGGAUGCGCCUCCCUCCACAACUAUCCUUACUGACACGCAGCUCCCUCCUUCGUCCUCCUCCUCCUCCUCCUCUUCUCUGGAGACAGAGGGUCCUGUAGUCCGUCCUGUACCGUUGGACAUGGAACUGAACGUCACGUCAGCAGAACACUCUGGCAGCGAGUCUGCGACGGAGGAUAAUGCCACAGAUAAAGAGGACGAGAGUAAAUCUCAGAGAGAGGAGAUGAAGUGUGAGAGAGCAGUGACACCUGGGGACGUCUCUCCAGUUUGCAAAAGACUCAGCCCUAAACCAGACUCUCCCCUGGUCUCUCCGUCAGUGACCCCCUCCACCUCCAGCAGUGGCCUGGCCAGCAGCGGUCCUCUCUCUCAGGGCCACUCUUACUCUUCCUCCCCUCUCAGCCUGUUUCGUCUGCAGGAGCAAUUCCGCCAGCACAUGGCUGCCACCAACAAUCUGGUGCACUACCCUGCUUUUGACCUCGCUGCCCCAUCAUCACUCCCCUACCUGGGAAUGAAUGUUAACAUUCCCCCCGCGCCGCUGGGCUCUCUGCCCUGCCAGUCUUACUACCAGUCCCUGUCCCAUCACGCCCAGCAGGUGUGGAACAGCCCGCUGCUGCAAGCGUCGGCUGCAGGUGGCCUCACCAGCCACAACAACAAGACCACCAGCAUUGAGAACCUGCGUCUGAGGGCCAAGCAGCACGCUGCUUCGCUGGGACUGGACACAAUGUCUAACUGAGAAUCAGAUUGUAUGGCGGACAGUGUGAACUAGGCCAGGGCCUCGGCCUACACAUCACCCCAUCCUACUGUGUGUCUGUGUGACUGUGAUAGUUCUUUAGGAACCGUAUACUGACCCCAUCUCGACUAGAUGGGCACAGGACAUGCAGAGAUGUCCAAAAAUAAAACAUGCCAACAUGCA
Molecule: messenger RNA, 1460 nt
Organism: Micropterus dolomieu (smallmouth bass)
Lineage: Eukaryota; Metazoa; Chordata; Actinopteri; Centrarchiformes; Centrarchidae
Gene: dmbx1a
Product: diencephalon/mesencephalon homeobox 1a
Exons: 5
Coding region: 108-1280 (390 amino acids)
Biological process (GO): regulation of transcription by RNA polymerase II
Molecular function (GO): RNA polymerase II transcription regulatory region sequence-specific DNA binding; DNA-binding transcription factor activity, RNA polymerase II-specific
Source: RefSeq, a predicted model, not a curated record